Messenger RNA from Lates calcarifer (barramundi perch), 8363 nucleotides. RefSeq names its product clavesin 2 (gene clvs2). Gene Ontology annotation, cellular component: membrane. The record is from RefSeq and is a predicted model, not a curated record. The transcript is spliced from 5 exons. The coding region runs from base 30 to 1031 and encodes 333 amino acids. NCBI's taxonomy places the organism in Eukaryota, Metazoa, Chordata, Actinopteri, Centropomidae. Gene Ontology annotation, molecular function: phosphatidylinositol bisphosphate binding.
CCCCCGUGGAGGGACAGCUGUUGCAAAAGAUGACUCACUUACAGGCUGGCCUCUCUCCAGAGACCCUGGAGAAGGCCAAGGUGGAGCUGAAAGAAAACCCGGAGACUUUACACCAGGACAUCCAGGAGGUCCGGGACAUGAUCAUCACCCGGCCGGACAUCGGUUUCCUCAGGACAGACGACGCCUUUAUCCUCAGAUUCCUCCGGGCGAGGAAAUUCAACCACUUCGAGGCGUUUCGGCUGCUGGCACAGUAUUUUGAGUACCGACAGCAGAACCUGGACAUGUUCAAGAACCUGAAAGCCACAGACCCGGGCAUCAAGCAGGCCCUGAAGGAUGGUUUCCCCGGCGUGCUCUCCAACCUGGACAGAUACGGCAGGAAAAUACUGGUCCUGUUCGCAGCCAACUGGGACCAGAGCAGAUACACGUUUGUGGACAUACUGAGGGCCAUCUUGCUGUCACUGGAAUCUAUGAUCGAAGACCCGGAGCUGCAGGUCAACGGGUUCAUCCUCAUCAUCGACUGGAGCAACUUCACCUUCAAGCAGGCGUCCAAACUGACUCCCAGCAUGCUGCGGCUCGCCAUCGAGGGGCUGCAGGACAGUUUUCCUGCCAGGUUUGGAGGGAUCCACUUUGUGAACCAGCCGUGGUACAUCCACGCUCUCUACACCGUCAUUCGACCCUUCCUCAAAGACAAGACCAGGAAGAGGAUCUUCAUGCACGGUAACAACCUGAACAGCCUCCACCAGCUGAUUCACCCUGAGAUCUUACCGUCGGAGCUCGGCGGGAUGAUGCCGCCGUACGACAUGGGCACGUGGGCGCGGACACUGCUGGACCACGCCUACGACGAGGAGACCGACUACUGCCCGGAGUCCUACACCCUGUCGGUACAAGACCUGGAGAGAGACCUGGAGAAAAACCUGUCCCCAAAAACCAUGAAGAGGUCUCAGUCGGUGGUGGAGCCCGGCGUCCUGAAACGACCAGACAAGGUCAAGAGCGAAGAAGACAACAUGCAGCCGCUGCUCUCGCUGGACUAAAACAACACAUUUACAGCUGAAAAUCCUCCUCGAAUCAAUAUUCACACACACAAAUGCUCAAAUAGACUUACCUGUGCACAUACUGUAAGCGACACACACACACACACACACACACAUGCACACACACGCUCUGGAAAACACCCCCCUCCAGAAAAUGCUGCUGCUGCUGCUGUUGGAUUCUUGUUUCUCUUGAACUCAGUGAUAUCGAGAUGAGCUGAUACGAAGCAGACACAUGGCCAGAGACGAGAGGGACGUGUUCCUCUGAACACUGAAGGGCAUCCUAAGAACCACUGAUGGUGUUCUAUAUAUUUAUUUAUUUAGUUAUUUGUCAAGUGCCAAUUCCAAAAACUGUAAAUUAACGUCUUUAAACAAUCCAGCCCCUCAGUGCGGAGCAGGGAAGCGUCGGCAAAGAGAAAGAGAUGUGAAGGUGCCACAUAAGUGUGAAAGCAGUGUUUCCUACAGCUGUAUAGUAUAUAGGUGAUGAGGGACGUGGGAAACUGGAAAUCAUACUUCAAAGAGGGCUUGGGGCUAUGAUUCCCAAGCUGCCAUUUUUUUCCUUCUUUGUACAGUAAUUUGGAGAAAACGCCUCGUCGGGCGUGAAGCACGGCUCAGGAUUAGCAGAAGUGACGAUAUUGAGUUUGUUCGACUUCCUGGACCCAAACUGGCAGACAGGCAGUUGGUUUACUGGGAGUUUACUGGGAGUUUACUGGGAGUUUACUGGGGGUUUUUGUUUUGGUUUUUUAUUUUCCUGUGAAAAUAAUGUCUGAAAUAUCAGUCUCGCUCCAGUUAUCUCUUGGAAAAGCAAACCCCCCUUUACGGUCAGAGUCGGCUCUAUGAAUCACCUGCUUUUUCCUUUUGGCCAUUUUCUCUCUUGUCCUGACCCCUGUGUCACAGAGUACAGCGUUUCUUCUGCCAUUAUGAAAAACUGCACAGCUGCAGGCUCUUUUUAAACAGUGACUCACAUCAUCAAGUAUUUGUUUGGCUGAAGACGACCAAAAGAUAUAUUUUCAGAAUCUAAUGGAUAGGAUGUCUGACCAAAUAAAUAAGGCAAAAUGUGAUUUUGUAAAAGCAGCCAAAGGGCAGGCGCAUCACCUCUUCCUGUUACUUUGUGACACAGUUGUUAUAUUUUUAGCAAUAAUAAUCUGAUUUCUGACAUUCAAACAUUACCACAGCAAAACACUGUGUUUUCUGUUGACUAGAGUUGAUUUCAGUAUCUCAGUCUUAUAAGAAUUAGGUAUUAAAAGGACUGUAGAGGUAUUUUUGCAUGUUUUAGACCAUUUAAAUCUCAUGUACCUGAAACAGUAUUACUGAUUAUUACUGAUUAUUUUCUAACACGUACUCCAGUGCAGUUAUAUUGCAUUCAUUAUGCACAUUAUUAUGCAGUUGAAAAUCCAUUUCAUAGCUUUUUCAAGACUCAACCAUGUCAUGUUCAGCUAAUAAUUUAUAGACUUAAAGAUUUCAAGUGUUCAUGUGAUAACAAAAUAAUUUGAGUAAUACCAUCAGGCAAACAAACAAGAGAUAGAAAUAGAAACAAAACAAGGGUUAACUUUGCUGUUAGCUUGUGAACAUGGAUGGAAACAAUGCAUAAAAAACAGCUUUGCAAACCUUUAAUGAGAAAAGAAACAAGGAAACACACAAUGCAUUUUGAUGAGGAAAACUGAAUGUAAACAUAACUUUUGUUUGUUUACAAGAAAACCCCACAGAGCACCUUUAGGUCUGAAACAUCAGAGUUUCCUGACAGCACGUGAACACACCAGACCUGCAGGCCACAGAACAAUAAUUAAAUUAAUGAGUCUGCAAACUGAGGUGAAUGAUUUGAUCUGUCUCAGGCAAUGUUGAAGUUAGCAGUAUCAGAAAUAUAAUUGGCAGUUAAUGGGCUAAAACAUGCAAACCUUAAAGGGUCCUUGUUUCAGCAUUGAUUGCUUUUUUAGUCAAGGUGUUUUGAAAGGACUGAAUCUAUGUCAAGUUUAAUUUUACAUAUUUAAAGUACAGUAUUAUAAUUACAGAGUUUGGUUUUAAAUUCAGAAGAUAGACAAGCUACGGCUGCAGUGUAGAUACAGUAGGAUAUUUAAACUGACUCCACUCACUGUUCCUUUUAUGCUUCUGACGUCCCAGAAAUCCUUCUUCAUAUGAAACCGACACCAGCUGAAGGUGUCUGACACAGUUUAGGUUCCUCCAAAUCAACCAUUCACCGCAGGCUGUGAAGUGCAGAAGGUGUGACAACCGAAUGUUAAGAAGGUAGACAGGCCAGCAGAUGGGAAAGCUGCGUCUCUGACGAGCGGAGCAGCAGAGGAACAGGCAGUCAGGCAGGCAAACAGACAGCCGAGCAGAGCGCAGAGAGGCCGGCGGGCAGGAAGCGUGAGGUGGCCGGCUGCAACGAGAGCAGACAGCUGGAAUGUUAAACUAUCACACCAGCGUACAUGACAUGUCAUCCCCACUUACAACAGCUCAGAGGCUCGACCCUGCGCAGAGUCGACUUAGACUGCGGUCUCUGUGGUUUACCCCUUUGGCUCUGUGUGAUCUGUCAGGUUCCACCGCAGUCUAACUCUGUUAGAUGGAGAUAAUCUGCCACAUGUGAUGGUGAUGCUGUUCUCUUAUUUAAUAUGUGAUCAGUCCGCUGGUGCAGAACAGACAAGAACUGCAGAAAAGCAGCCUGGGAAACCUAUGAUUGUAUUAUUUACCCUCAUGACACUUCGCUAACCUUCUCCCUGUCUAUAUCUAGGUUUCUACCAUCAGUUUUGUCGGCUGAGAUGAAAACUGUCUGGAAAGACCAGGACAGAGCUGCUGAUGUUACUCUAAACCCUGAUAUAGAAGCGGAUCUCGGCUCCCUCUCAGUGGAUGCUCCAGUCAUGAAAUGGAGUUUUUCCAAGAUACUAUUGUUACACUUGAUGGCUUUAAAAGUAACUGAGUACUCCUGUCAGUAAGGUAGGCCCUCCAACUCUUUUUAUAGAGAGCAUCGCUCUUACUAGAGCCCUGUUCACUCAAAGCUUGACAGACCUGCGGUGUCUAUAUCUUCAGUUGAGGGUGGUUUUAGUGAAACGUCAGUUCCCAGGAUUCCCCUCUGUGAAUUUCCCACAGUCAGCCACAGCUCUAUUCUUUCAGCAGCCCUCAAAUCACAGCCUCCUGUUGUUUAGCUGUUUCUGUUGCCUUCAUUUACUGAGGCAAAAACAUCCUCUUCAAUCAACAGAAGUACAGUUUAGUGCUGACAUCUGUUAAAAUGCUGCUGAUCUGGGUUUUUAACAGAGUGGAAAACAUCGAGCACAAUCACAUUCAGUUCUGUUAGAAUGAACCUGCUCUCGAUGCUCUCCAGCGAUUGCAGCAUUAAAAGCCAGUGUAGGAGAGAAAACACUAAACUAUAAUGUGAUUUAAACUGCAUUUGUCAAGAUCGCACUUUACAGGAUUUUUAACAAGGUUGUUCAGUGCAAUGGAACCAGGUGGUGUCUGAGUGCUGAUGAUUAUUCUCUGAACGUGCACGAGGCAAAUCAAACCUGCAGUAAUAUGCAAACGACGAAACAAUAUGUGAACUUUGGAAAAAUAACUGAUGAUGACGACAGUGACAAAAACUCAAAAUAACUUAAGUCUGCUUCUGAUCACAACUCAAACCUCAACAAAAGCACUGCAAUCUCUGCCAGUGAUGGAAGUUUGUUGCUCAGCUUUUAUGAGGCCUGAGAAGAGCAUCACUACUACAUCAGCAGAUUUACUACUCUCUCCACAGACUCUCCACAGUAGACUGAUAGUAGUAGGAGUUUCUCUGGCAGUGGAUAUGUUGCUGCAGCCUUGAGAAACAGUUGUUCCAGAGGCUUUUCCAUCAGGAGUGGAGUCAGGUUACAUGAUCUUUCAUGGUCUUUUUGAACGCCCCCGUUUCUUCUUUGUCCCGCAUGUCCUGCCAGGUUUCAAAUUUAUUUGCUGAAUGUUACAAACAGAGUCAACACAAUUUUUACUUAUGAAAAAAUCUUAUACAUUUAAGGUCCUUAAGAUAACAGCUUUGACCCUUUACCUCCUCAAACCCCCACAAUUCCACUGAAACAGGAGAAUGUUUCUGUAUGCGACAUUAAAUAUUUGUAAUUUUACAGCCAAGUAUACCAAGGGAUUGUGUUCAUAUUGGGUGACUGUGCAGCAUUAUUUACAUCACACAGGUGUUCAUGGUGCGUGGAGCACAUCUGGUUUUCAUACCAGAGACCAGACUAUCGCUCCACUCAUCAACAUUUAAUAUAUUUCCCUAACUUUACCUAGGUCAUAAUCGUUGCCUAACCUUUACCAUAAAUUGAGAAAAAAAUCAUUUUAAACAUUGGCACUGAAUGCUUCAAGAAUGUUGUUGGUGAACUCAAUCUGGGUUUAUGUUUUUUGGCUUUUUGUUGUUUUUUUCAGAAUUUUUGAAUCUCUUAUCUAGGUGUGAAUUCAAAGUUAACGACCUUCAAUCCAUUCUAAUGUCAGUUUUCAAAAAUGUUAUCUUAACACUUGCUUUGCUCAGCCAUUAAGGCAUUAAAAGGGUGCUUGUUCCUGUUCAAAUCAAUCAACAUUUUAGGGAAAUGGAGAAAAGCCAGCUUUGAUAUCAGAGAGAGUACUGUGGGUCAAAGGUAAAACCAUGUUCAUUGUGUGUUUUAGUCGAGUGAUUUCUGUGCUUUAGCAAAUAUCUGAGAUGAGUUUUUUCACAGCUAGAACACACAUACAGUAGAAUAAUUUCAGGCUGUAACGUCAGGAUUCAGUUGAGCUUUUAUCAGUGUCAGUGAGGCUGUGAGUUGUUCAGGAGGAAAUGUGAAGGAAAACACACAUAUUUAGUACCAUAAACAGGGAAACACACACUCACACAGCCACUGUAGAUGCUUCCAGUUGUUAGGAUAUAAAGUUUACAUGUAAUAAACAUCUGUAUACUGCUUGAAUAUAGCAAAACUGAGUCUAUCUGAAUCUCACUCAGAGCGUUCUGCAGGAUUAUUUUUAAGGUUUGAGUUAGGUUUUGUUAGAGGUUGGUAUCAGAGGCUGCUUUGUUCUGUUGUAAAAACUUAUUGUAUGUAGAGGAAAUUAAACACAGUAACACACAGGUGAAGAUUUUUAAUUUUAUUACAGAUUUAUGUGGUGAUGCUUUGUGCUUUACCACACAUUUAAGAUUUUUUAAAUGUUUCAUUUAUUUGUCAGUAUUUUAUUAAAAUUGCAAUCUACCUUGUUUAUCACACAGGGGGCAGAUUGGUAUAUGUUGUAUGAAUUGUAAACUGAAUUAUGAAGUUAGAAUCUGUUUUAUUUAAGAAAUUCAGCAUUUCGAAUGUUAUUUCUGUGUUGUUGUUACGUCUUUCCUGCUGACUUUGGAUCAAAAUAUUGUUGAAUACAUUUCAGACACUUACUGUAACAGACCAGUAUAGGUGGCUCUCACAGCUUUAAAACCACCAGGGAAGCCAUCGUGGAGGUCCUCAGUGAUUAUUUAUAAAUUUUAAUUUUACUAUCUCACCAAAUCUGAACAUUAACUAUUCAUUUCUGAGCUGGUUUUAAAUGUAGACAUCCUUUCACUAAUACUUAAGAGCUGGUUUGUCAGUUUAUUGUGAACUAACCUACCAUGAGUUAUUGUAAAGACAUAAAUAUUCACACGAGUCUGUGUGUGAGGAAACUGUUGUUUGCAGACACCCUGAGAGGCCGGUCAGAGACAAAAUUCUGCUGAUUCAUUUCUUAGUUCUGAUCUAAAUUGUUUCCUCUCCUGUCUCUGCUUCAUCUGUCAAACAAGUGGAGAAAAGGUUUUGUUAGGUGAGAAAGAAAAAAAGUUUUACCAGUGUCAUUUUUCUAAGAUAUUUAGUUUUUAUCUGUGAAAACAAUUGAAAUAAAAAAAAGUUUUGAAAAAAAUCACCUGAAAGAAAACAUCAAUACUAGACAAACAAUUACAGAAAUUCAUGACAACAAAAAGAAAAUUCUUAGACAAGAAUAAAGAAACUUAGAAGAAUUUUGCCCUUAAAACUUUUCACAUUUUCUCAAGUCAUAAACACAGAACAGUAAACAGCUUAGAUCAGAAAAUGGAUCAGUGGAAACAAAAUCUUAUUUUCCUCCCUUGCCUCUCAGGGUUUCUGUAGUUAUUUGAAAGAAGAAUAAUUGUAACUUGCUUCACUUAUCGGAACAAAUGCCUCACUUGCAAACCGUGCAUGAGUGUAUAGGCGCCCCAAAGGACAAAUUUAUCAGCAGUUUGCAAGCGAACACUUGUGAAACAUGACGCUGACACCAUUUACAAUUCACCUUAUGCAGUGCUCACAAAUCAAUUUAUUCCUCCCUCUAGGAGCUGGUGAUUGCUUUUUGGAUUUGCAUGCUCUUUAACACAUGACUAAACACACUAACUAAAAUACAGCAUUUGAAAACAGAGAUUUUUUUAUUUGUAAGUAUAAUCACAUUUAUUUUGACUCCGUCCUGGUCUGUUCUGAUAUAACGUUCAACAUCUACAGUGACUCACCAGUAGACCUCCAUGAUGGUGCCAAAUGUGGUUGAUAGUAUAUUAGUGAUUAAAAUACAAAGCUUCCACAGUUGGGGCUGCAUUUCUCCAAAUCAGAGCUAAAAUCCCAGUUUGAAACAUACGCAGUGAUUGGGUAAACUUGUGACAGUUUGGAGGAUUGUAGAAGAGAGGACAUUGCUAUCAUUCAUAGAAACUGAAUAAAUAUAUUGUUUGCAUUCAUCUGGUUCAUAACAUUUGACACUAAAUGGUUCAAAAAUAAGGAAAAAGUCAACUUCAAUGUCUGGUUUGAGUGAUGCACAUGUCCUCUGCUUUUCUGUGCCUAUGAGUUUGACAGGCAACCUAAACAUCACUGACCGACAGAACUUUGUUUUUCCAGUUUCCAGAUAAUGUAAAACUGGCAGCAAUGACAGCACAUGCUCUGUAUAGAUCAGUUAAUAAUUUAUUGUUCUUUUCUUUAUGAUGUUGGAAUCAAACUCUCCAAGUCUUUAUCAGACUAAGAAGAGUCAUUUCUCACUGACUUUGAUUAAUGUUUCAUUUAUCUCAGCCAAAGCCACCUCUCCAGUUAAAAACCUAAUGUAUUGUUUCUAAUCAUUAAGUAUUUGUGCUUUGAAGAUUUGGACAUUGAAUGACAUUUUUUUUAAUGAUUGAUAAUUUUCUGAAAAUGAAUGCAAAACUUUCAGUUGUGAUAUAUUUAUUGAUUUUCAUAUCACUUGUUCUUUGAUUGUAUAGUUGCAGUAGGAGCUGUAGGGAGACCAAACUCAAAACCGAAUUGUGAAGUCGUUAUGGAAAGCCAGUAUAUUAUAGGAGCAAAAAACUGUUCAGUUAGCAGGUGUUAAAUGUAUAAAUGUCCUCAAAGACAAUUUGCUGAAAUGCAUUAUGUAAAACGAGCAAAAUAAAUAUGGACACACGUA